AUGUCGCUACGGGACCACUUAGCAUCCUCGCUGCUAGGCAGGGAUCCUUGUCACUUUCCGUGUCUACGCUCUGAUCAUGUCACCUCCCGAGUCUACAAAACAUAUUCUUCGUUGCUGUCACUACCAAAGACAUUUGUGCAGCCAGACUCAGCAACGCCAGCUUUGAGCGAAAAUGAUUUGUGUACACUCGCGUUUGCCUUGCUGCUCAAGGCUUACAUUCGCACCGAUAGUAUAUCCUGUGGCCUCUUCCAGGGCUCGAAUUCGAACUCGGAAGGUGUCUUCAAGGUUUCUUCGGCUUGUCUGCUUAUGGCUGAAUUUGAUGUAUCUGUUUCGAUCUCUGACAACUUCCGGAAGUUGAAAUUGACGCCAUUAAGUGGUUCCGACGACGAGAUAAUCGGUACGCACUUCCGAGAGCUUGAAGAUCAGGUGGGGUUCAAGUGCUUCAACACCUCAAUCUGCUUCUCGGAGUUUGCUCUUGGCGAGCAAAUAUUGGAGGAUCCUUUCGAUUCCGAUAUGGUUCUACAUGUUCAAGGCGGACGCUCUGCCACUCCUACUGACAAUGUUAAGGUCAGCCUGCACUACAGGACGAGCCUACUGGACAGCUGGUGCGCUCAAAAUGUUGUGACUACAUUUCAGAGCAUCUUAUCUGCGAUCAGCGCCGACGUCGGUGGCCUGCUCGCGCGCGUCAGCCUAAUCAGUACUAGAGACGAGCAGCUCAUCCGCAGCUGGAACGCCAAAUUACCGCCACCGGCCAAUCAAACCCUGAAUGAACACUUUGAGAAGGUUUUUCACGACAACGCACAUAAGGAAGCGGUCUAUACUUCCGACGGCUGUUUCACCUACGAGGAGCUUGACGACUUGAGUACUGUGUUGGCGGUACGUCUCGCACAACUUGGCGUCAACCGGAAUAUGAUCGUGCCUAUCUGCAUGGAAAAAAGCAGAUGGGCGACAUGUGCGAUGACUGCGGUGUGGAAAGCAGGCGGUGCCUUGACGACUAUGGAUCCCGCAUAUCCAGAUGAUCGCUUGUUGGCGAUCGUGGAGGAGGUGGGCGCGAGGAUCGUCAUCAGCGAUGUUAUCAAUGCAGAAAGGUUCGAGAAAGCUGGAUAUCACACAGUAUCAGAUCUCGAGGAUCUUCCUCGCCUCCUCGAGGCCGAUGGGCUGCCAGUAAAUCGAGCCGGUGCAUGGCGCAUGGGUGGUGUGGAGCCUGAUGAUUUGGCCUUCGUGGCGUUCACAAGCGGCAGCACUGGGCGACCUAAAGGAGUGAUGCAUACUCACAAUCGCCUGACUUCAGAACACCAGUCCUACAUCUGGAAUUCGGAAUACAAUAACGGGGCGCGGAUUCUCCAAUUUGGUUCCUAUGCAUUCAUUGCCGGUGUUGGUGACAACUUCCGUGCCCUACUCCACGGCGCAACCCUGUGCGUGCCAUCUGAAACUGAGCGGACAUCAAACCUAGCUGAAUUCAUCAAUCGAUCGCAAUCAACUCGGUCAUAUAUGACCCCCUCCGUUGUGAGAACACUCGACCCCAAGAAAGUCCCGAGUUUGAAGCACCUAUGUGUAGGCGGCGAACCUCUCGGCCGCGAUCUCGAAAAACUUUGGGCAGGCCAUGUCCAUUUCAUCCAACUUUAUGGGGCUAGCGAGGGUGGUUUCAUGAUCAAAGACCCUAGCAACCCCCAAUAUAACGGACAUGGUCUGUUUCCCAUUGGCGGACUCUCAUGGCUUGUCGAUCCGCAAGACGUGAACCAGCUAGUGCCUGUAGGCGCAGUCGGUGAGAUUGUCUUUGAAAGUCAUGAACUAGCAGCUGGAUAUAUCAAUGAUCCUGAUAAGACGGCCAAAACAUUCAUCGAUCCUCCAAUUUGGGCGCAAAAACGAGCUGCUGCCACAGGCUGCAGAUACUUGAGAAUGGGCGACCUGGGAAGAUACGAGACAGACGGCAGUCUCUCGAUCUACGGCCGCGCCGAUGCUCAGAUCAAGAUUCAUGGGCAACGUGUGGAGCCGGGAGACAUUGAGUCCAAACUCAGGGAUAUACUUCCGCCCAAAUCAGAAGCUAUUGUAGAUCUAGUGAGGCCAAUUGAUGCUCCAGACCGACCUCUUCUGACAGCAUUCUGUCGCUUGGCAUCGGAAACCGUCGGCAACCCAGGCACGGGCCCAAGUCUCGAUAGUCAAACAAUUCUCUUGGAUGCUCAGAAGCAACUUCGAAAUGUCCUUCCUCGGCACAUGGUUCCAAGGGUGUUCCUGAUUAUGAACGAGCUUCCACAAGGCCCCAAGAUUGAUCGCAGAAAGCUCCGGACCGACGCGGGUAAAGUGGGUUACAAGGCUCUGCUUGCAUCUCUACUAUCCGCAGGCCAUGACUCCUUUGAGCCUCCGGCAGACGAGAAAGAGCAGAUCCUCGCUAUGUUAUGGGCAAAUGUACUCAAUCAGGAUGUCGAACACAUAGGAAGAAGGAGCAACUUCCUGGCUUUGGGUGGUGAUUCGUUGACGGCUAUAAGGCUUGUCUCCGCAGCGCGCGAGAAAAACAUUGAGUUAAGAACGCAAGAUAUCCUGAGGUGCCCCGUAUUGAGAGACAUGGCCAAGCUUGCCACCGCCUCAGAUACUAACACCGGGAGCGUGGUCGUCGCCGGCGGUGUCAGUCACGACGCGGCCUGCUCGACCGACCCAAUUACUCUGAGAGCAACGGACUUUCAGGAAUGGGCAGUGCGUAUAGGCGCGCUCAAUGGAGGAUGGAUCGAUCACUUAACAUAUGACUUUCGUGGCCAGCUCGACUUGCAAAGGCUCGAAGAAAGCUGCAAAGGACUUGUGGCCGCACACCCCAUUCUCAGGGCCGUGUUCGAAGUUUCGGAUGACCAGGUCUACAUGCGGAUACCACAGCACCAAUUUCUUCCAUUCGAGACUUACCAAGUGACUGUGGAUGACAUUGAAAGUAAAAGUCAAGAAAUAUACGCGAAAGAUCGAGUGUGUCCUCUCGGAAGUCCAAUCGUGCGGUUUUCUCUCAUCAAAGCAUCCUCGAGUCGCCAUAGACUCAUUUUGCGGCUCUCUCACGCCCAGUAUGAUGGCUUCUGCGCGCAUACAUUUGGGCAAACUCUCCACCUGCUCUACAUCUCUCUGCCAAUACCACGCACAUUUCCAUUCCACGAGUAUGCUAGGGUGGUUCAAGACCCGUGCUUCAUUCACACUGCAGAGAUGUAUUGGCACGCCCGUCUGAAGAAAAGCCAAAUGCCAAAACUCGUGCAACGAGCUCGUUCCGGGCCGCCAUUCAACAAGAUUCUUGAUGGAGAAUAUAGAAAGUCCGUUCUGGAGCCAAACUUACGACAUCACGGCGUCAGCGUCGCCACUGUCGUCAAGGUAGCUUGGGCUCUGACAAUCUCCUCACUGUCGCAUUCACUCGAUGUCGUAUUUGGUGACUUCAUAUCCGGGCGCCAGGUGCACAUCCCGGGUAUCGAGACUGUUGUCGGACCUUGUGUGAACUUCGUGCCCGUCCGAGUCCAUCUAUUGCCGAACAUGACCAAUAUCGAGCUCCUCAAAAGGGUUCAAGCCGAUCUUAUUUCCUCAAUCCCCCAUGAGUCGCUGGGCUUCAAGCAUAUCAUUCAGAAAUGCACGAAUUGGGGCCAAAACGAACGUUUCUCCUCUAUUGUCAAUUUCGUCAACGUCGAGAACGCGAGCUUCGGAACAGAGACAUGGAUAGACGACGGUGAGAACAGAUUGGAGGUUGAUUCCAUGUAUGAGGAGAAACAGCAUGACAAAACAGACUUGUGGCUUCUCUGUCUGCCAGGACAUUUGGUCUCGAAACCGAACUCCGAGGCCAAACCUGGAAAGAAGACCCUGGAGCUACACUUCAGAUACAACACACAUCUGUAUCCAACUAGCGUUAUCGAAAGGAUCUCGGGCCUGUUCUGUGAAGCCCUCGACUCCCUCUCAACAGCUCCAGACCAGCUGAUAUCGAUACCGCAAAUUUCGGAUGAAGAGCGCUCGCUCCUUGUGCCGACCUCUGAUUAA
Molecule: messenger RNA, 3990 nt
Organism: Monascus purpureus
Lineage: Eukaryota; Fungi; Ascomycota; Eurotiomycetes; Eurotiales; Aspergillaceae
Source: the annotation of a GenBank genome assembly